Molecule: messenger RNA, 1032 nt
Organism: Malassezia japonica
Lineage: Eukaryota; Fungi; Basidiomycota; Malasseziomycetes; Malasseziales; Malasseziaceae
Exons: 2
Coding region: 1-1032 (343 amino acids)
Biological process (GO): maturation of SSU-rRNA from tricistronic rRNA transcript (SSU-rRNA, 5.8S rRNA, LSU-rRNA)
Cellular component (GO): nucleolus
Source: RefSeq, a predicted model, not a curated record
AUGGCGGCGGCUCGUGCGCAGCUGCGGGCGCUCGAGGAGCAGUUCUAUAAGCAGUUUGCCGUGCCGGGCAAGGACAGUGUAAAUAAUGUGAAGGGCGAAGAGAAGGAAGACGAGGAAGAUGAGGAUGAGGAUGAGGAUGAGGAGGAUGAGGACCACGUCAAAGAGGAUGAUGAUGAAGAGGAUGACGAGGAUGACGAGGACGAGGACGAGGACGAGGACGACUACGAGUCGGGUGAAAACAACGAAGACCUCGACGAUGACGAGGACCUACUCCAGGCGGCGAUGUCUUCCAGGCCCCCAGCUCCCAAAGCGCCCGCCCAAGCGCCUGCGCCGACCAAGCCGCGGCGCGUGCCCGAGACGGUCGUCUUUUCCGACAAACCGAGCGCGCCCGCAGCACCGCUCUCUGCAAGCGCACGGCGCAACUUUAUGUCCUCGAAAAUCGAGAAAAUCGACGCAAAAGAAGAGUCGCGGCCAACGCGUGCAGACGAGGACGAGGACGAGGAGGAGGACCAGCGCGCAAACGACCGCAAGCUUGCCGAGCUUCUCUCUACGUCGCUCUUUGCGCCCGGCUCGAGCUCCUCGUCGCAGAAGCGCAAGCUCACGACGACCACGAACGAGACGCUUGCCCGUGUAAUGGAGCUUUCCACGACCGAUACGCUCGAUGCCCAUGCGGCCGGCAGUGGGUGGGGCGAUAAGCAGCUACGUGCGCAGGACCUCGGCAAGAUGCCCGCGCGUAUCCGUGCUGGCCUGCGGCGGGCCGCUGGCGAGCGGCGCGAGCGCGAGAUUGCCACGCAAAAAGAGCUCGGUCUAUGGAACCCCAAGCUACAGAGCCAUUCGCAGCAGAGCCGCGGCACGGCGACGGAGCGCGGCAGCAAGGCGACGCAGCCCAAGCAGCGUGCGCGUGGUAUCGGCAGUGGUAUCGGCUCCUUCCGUGGCGGCACGCUCCAUCUGUCCGACGCCGACGUGCGGCGCAUCCAAGGGCCCAAGCGCGCCAAGACGCAAGGCAAGCGCCCUGGACGAAAGUCCACGUGA